Molecule: messenger RNA, 689 nt
Organism: Hippocampus zosterae (dwarf seahorse)
Lineage: Eukaryota; Metazoa; Chordata; Actinopteri; Syngnathiformes; Syngnathidae
Gene: pfdn6
Product: prefoldin subunit 6
Exons: 4
Coding region: 133-513 (126 amino acids)
Biological process (GO): protein folding; chaperone-mediated protein complex assembly
Cellular component (GO): cytoplasm; prefoldin complex
Molecular function (GO): protein-folding chaperone binding
Source: RefSeq, a predicted model, not a curated record
AGACGAAGAAUAUCCGGCACGAGCCAUCACCCUCCUUUCCAGUCCUCAGGUACACAUUCAGCAAGUCAAUCCCUUGUUGUAAAUAUUCACUUAACGAACUGACCAUUUGUAGUUAUUUCAGUAGAAGCCAACAUGGCGGAGGUCAUUCAAAAGAAGUUGAAUACUGAGUUAGAAAAAUAUACUCAGAUGCAAAAAGAUGUUAGCAAGAGCAUGUCAGCACGACAGAAGCUGGAGACGCAGCUAGCAGAGAACAAUAUCGUAAAAGAGGAGCUGGAUAUAUUAGAUAGUGCAAAUACGGUGUACAAAUUGAUUGGGCCUGUUUUGGUAAAACAAGACUUGGACGAGGCAAAAGCGACUGUGACAAAAAGAUUGGAAUACAUCAAUGGAGAAAUUCAGCGGUAUGACACACUCCUGAAAGACUUGGAGAAGAAGUCUGACCAGCACCGACAGCUUUUGUCCAGUUUACAGCAGGAGUUUCAGAAAGCGCAAGGCCUCACUGUCGGGAAAGUCUGACCAAGUGAAGAAUUUCGAUUCAUCAAUACGCACGCGCAUACUUCAGAGACAUAAUCACAUCCUUACAGCUCAGAAGAUGGGAUUGAAAAUUCACCCGCAUCUGUCGUUUAAAUGCAACGCAAGCAUUGCGACUCCUCUGUUUGUAACUAAUAAUAAAUCUUUUCUUAUUCAUGAAA